Messenger RNA from Fonsecaea erecta, 1713 nucleotides. RefSeq lists its product as hypothetical. Lineage: Eukaryota; Fungi; Ascomycota; Eurotiomycetes; Chaetothyriales; Herpotrichiellaceae. Bases 1 to 1713 code for a protein of 570 amino acids. The record is from RefSeq and is a predicted model, not a curated record. The transcript has 4 exons.
AUGCAUCCCAAAUUCGCCAUAGCGGCACUUCUACCUGCCUUUUCCCAGCUCUGUUGUUCCCAAAGCUUGCCAAUUGUAGACCUGGGCUACGAGCUGCAUCAGGCCAUCAGCCUAGAUGCGGCGGGACAAUUUUAUAACUUCAGCAACAUCCGCUUCGCCAAAGCCCCUGUUGGUGACCUUCGCUGGGCCGCGCCAGAGCCGCCUACCUCGCGAAAUGCGACCGUCCAGAAUGGCAGUGUUGGUCGUGUCUGCCCACAAGCAAACCCAACCUGGCUCACAAUAGGAUUCGCCAACUUGGCCAACAUUGCAGCUGGUAACGCGUCAGACUUCAACAUCUCUCUUGCCGAACAAGAGCUUCAGGACAGUCCGCCUGGAACAGUUCUUUUUGACAGUUUUCGGAAUGGCCAACUGCCGCCACAAGAUCCACGGACUACUGAAGAUUGUCUCUUCUUGGACGUCGUGGUGCCGAAGUCCACUUUUGACAAGGCCAACAACGGCACGCAAAAGAAGGGACAGAGUGGAGCCCCUGUCAUGGCGUGGAUCUACGGCGGCGGCUAUACCAUUGGCGAGAAGGCUUCGGGUAAUGACGUCCACGGUCUGAUGAAAACAGCGAGUCAGCAGGAAGGUCUGGUCUUUGUGGCCAUGAACUAUCGGCUGGGGGCCUUUGGAUUUCUGUCCGGCCCUACACUGCAGGCUGCUGGGGGAGUGUCGAACGCCGGGCUCCUAGACCAACGACUCGCGCUGGAAUGGAUCCAGAAGUACGUUCAUCUCUUUGGAGGCGACCCGGACCGUGUGACCAUUGUUGGAGAAUCUGCUGGAGGCGGCUCGAUUGAGUUCCAACUCACCGCGUAUGGCGGUCUCAAACCCGCACCUUUCCAAAGAGCCAUGCCGCAGUCUCCUGGCUAUUAUCCAGUGGCGUCUACAUUUGUACAAGAGAACACCACGCAAACAUUCCUUAAGCUGAUCAACGCCAGCUCCAUCGCCGAAGCUCGAAAAGUCCCCUCUGAUGUGCUGAUCAAAGCCAACGCUAUGCAGGUUGCCGCGUCGAACUGGGGGACGUUCACCUACGGGCCCGUAGUGGACGGCAGCUUUGUACCUGCCAAACCGGGUCUUCUGUUGAACGAGGGAUCUUUCGCGCCGAACAUCAGUAUUUUCAAUUCUCACUGCGCGAAUGAAGGCGCCCUCUUUACUCCCCCGUACCUCAAGACCGAGCAAGACGUCGUGGACUGGUUUCAGACUGCCUACCCAAGAGCCGACGAAAGUGUACAGCACUAUGUCCUGAGCACUCUGUACCCACCGGUAUAUAAUGGCACACAGCCAUAUACAUCCCUCUUGGAGCGCGUAUAUCUCAUUAUUAGUGAAUCCGCCUUCACAUGCAACAUCGACUUCACCAGCAGGGCAUACAGCCAGAGCUACACGUAUGCAUUCGACAUCGGCCCGUCGUUCCACGGCUGUGACGCCGCCUACAACUUUUAUGUCGGACAGCCAACGAAUGCUUCUACGGGCAUCAUUGCGCCCUACGCCCAGCAGCUGCAGGAUUACCAGGUCAAUUUCAUGACGGGCGGUGAUCCGAACGGACGAGGUCUUCCGAUAUGGCCUCUGGAAGGCAAGAAUGGGAGCUCGCAGAUGCUGACCACUCAGGGGUGGAGUACGAUUCCGGAUACAACUGACAAUGCAAGAUGUGCAUGGUGGCAGAAGGGGUUGACAGACUGA